UACGCCUCUCAGUCUGCGUUUAUAACCCGCUUUACAAAAGAGUCAGGACAGUAUGACUCAAUCUUUGGGCUGAGCUGGCGUCUGGUGCGAUGGAUUGCCGUCCACCCCUGAGGAUGAAGGCGACGCUGCUGAUUGUGUUCCUGCUCAAAUCUACCAACAUCAUCAGGCUACAUGGAAGUCCGUUAGCAGGAGCGGACUACAAUCUUCACUGUGUCAAUGAUUACCUAACCACCGUCUACUGCUCUCUGAACAUCACUCCAUCAGAAAACACCUCAAACAGCAACAGCUCCUACUGGCUCAUUUUUACAGAGAGCGAAACGUACGAGUGCAUGCUGACACACACCAAAGAGAACUAUUUCUGCACAUUUAACAUAUCAGACACGGAGCCUGAUUAUGGCAAUACGUUUACAGAUUUAGAUGAAUACAAAAUCUCACUUUGCCACGACCCAAAAGAGUCUGAAACCUGUGACGUGCUAGAUGAGCAGUAUCUACCUGUGGGCAACAUUAAACCAAACGCGCCGUGCUGCCUCUCGGUCAGCCACAACUCAAGUCACCACCACUUUGCUUGGAAAAGCACCUACGAGACUUACACCAGUUUCACUGAUCUGCCUGACAACCUGGAGUACCAGCUCCAUUACUACAAGAGGAGAGAACAGAAGGUAAAAUUUCGUAAAAUUAGCACACAAAGUACGGGUAUUUCUUUUGAAGAUCAGAACUUUGAACCAGACACCGACUAUGGUGCUAGAGUACGGUCCAUUCCCAAUGCGGGUAUGUACCAAGGCGAGUGGAGUCACUGGUCUGAUGAGGCUCACUGGAGGACUAACCCUGCUGUGGAUGGUUUCUCAACGCGCACGUUCAUUUCUGAAAUGUGUAAGAAGGUGCUCAUUCCCAUCUGUGGGCUGGUGGUAUUCGUCAUAUUGAUCUGCUACGCUCCUGUUAAAAAGUGGAAGCAAAAUGUGUUUAUCCCGACUCCGGCUCCCUAUUUCCACACCCUAUACAGUGACUGCCAGGGAGAUUUCAAGAGCUGGGUGGUUACGCAAGAAAACACAGCAGACAUGCUAGAAAAAGAGGAAACGCUUCAGAUCGACACCUUGACAAAGUGUGCAGAAGUCCAGGAGGAUGACUGUCCACCCCACUUUGACCAGCACGUGAUGGAGGGCAGCUCCUACAGCAACAUAACUCCCUCAGUCUGUGAUACCACUCUCCUGGGCGUCCCGUACGCUGUGAGCACCAUGAUUCCACUCUCAGCUCAGGGGAGCCCAACGAACAGCCUGGUUCUAGACUCCCAAUUAGGGAGUCCUUCUGGAGACUCGGGCUGCUGGCUCUGCAGUGACACGUCCCUAGAAAGGGACCCUCCCUGGUACUGCAAUGAGUACUGCACCCUGAGCGCCUUCCAGCAGUCCAGUUCUGUCCUGGCAGAGCACCAUGGAAGCUUGUAAAAACAAGUCUUGCCCAACAGGGAUCAACUCAGAAAGCUUGAAAGUUGUCAUGAAAAGGAACAUUUUUCCACUGGACGGAGUAGUCCACGUUAUGAUUCAGUAGCUAAUAGAACCUGUAGCAGAAAUAACUCAUUUUAUCAGUCCUUCUCAUUCAGUUUAUUGUGAAUUGUGCGUAUUAAGCUAUAAACAGUCCUCAGGAGGUCCCACCACAGGAUUUCAAUCAGGCUGUGGUCUAGACUUCUGGGUCAUUGCAGCACCUUGAAUUUGUUUUUCUGUUUUGUUUUUUUAAACAGAUUUUAUGUAGCAUUUAGUUACAUGUUGUCCAUGUACUACUUCACUUAUGUUUUUAUCUUCUAUGCACAGUCCAAACCUGUCUGGAAACAGAGUGAAAGUCUCAUUUUGUGACUCAUCCGUUUUGUUUCUGCAGCACUGAAACGCAAGAUGAACUUCUGUGUAUAUUCUACUCUUAAUAAAGAAAAUACAACAUUU
This is a messenger RNA of Oreochromis aureus, 1928 nucleotides long. Its product is annotated as interleukin-21 receptor. Gene Ontology annotation, biological process: immunoglobulin mediated immune response; cytokine-mediated signaling pathway. NCBI's taxonomy places the organism in Eukaryota, Metazoa, Chordata, Actinopteri, Cichliformes, Cichlidae. Bases 90 to 1439 code for a protein of 449 amino acids. The record is from RefSeq and is a predicted model, not a curated record. Gene Ontology annotation, molecular function: protein binding; cytokine receptor activity. Gene Ontology annotation, cellular component: external side of plasma membrane; membrane. The transcript is spliced from 8 exons.